CGUUCUAAAGUUAAAAACAGACUUUGUUUAUCUUGGAUGCUCCUGACAUGUACUCGAACUAGUUCUGCAUUCGCCCAUAGUUUCUUCGUGAUCUUUUGAGAUUAAUUCUGAGAAGAGUGUACCAUCUAUCUUUAAAGCUUAGCAGACAUCCUGGUGUUUGUUCUGUAUUUGCAACUACAUUUAAUUUACAAUUUUAUUCGAAAUCGACGUUGGCUUUAUCAAGCGCGAUCAAGCUAUCAAACACGAAGCAAGCAACUAGGUGAGGAUAGCAUACGUUAACAAACGGUAAACGGGCAAUUCAAAGAGCGCCAUGGCGACCGAAGUGGAGACAUGGGCCACCGCUCAACAGCACGACGGGGUGUUCGCCUUUGACGGCGACAUGGGAGGGACUGACCAUUUCUAUGGCGAUGAGGACGAGGGCCUGAUCGAGGCGGAGGUGAACGGCAACUGGACCCCGCAGGAGAAGGCGUUGCACAAGGCGCGUCUCGAGGCCAAAGCCAAGAGGCGUCUGCGCAAGUCCUCGUCGCGCAACUCCACCAGCGACUCGUUCUCCGAGUCCCUGUCCGGGGAGCUGGCCGGGGGCGACCCACACAGCCCCAAGGGCAAGGUCAACGCCAACGACCGCAAGUCGCGGGCAGGCAAAGGCAGGGGCCUUCCCAAGAAAGGUGGUGCGGGAGGUAAAGGGGUGUGGGGAGCGGCAGGAAUGGUCUACGAAGACGAGGAGCCUGACGCAAGGGACCCCAACUACGACGAGUCGAAACAGGGAGACACAGUGUAUGCAAAAGUGGUACCAGUACUGGACGAGAAGGAGCUGGAGAAGACCGUCAACCCAAUCGUCCAGGAGUACUUUGAACACGGAGACACAAAAGAGGUCCAGAUGCUGCUGAAAGGACUGAACCUGGGCCACAACAAGUAUGAGUUCUCUUCCCUGGCCGUGUCUCUGUCUCUGGAGGGCAAGGCCAGCCACCGGGAGCUCACCUCCAGGCUGCUGUCCGACCUGACGGGUAAAGUGCUGUCCCAGGGGGACAUGGCCCGGGCCUUCGACAAGACGCUCCGCGAACUACCGGACCUCAUCCUGGACACCCCUGAAGCCCCACAGAUGCUGGGCCAGUUUAUCGCCAGAGCCAUAGCCGACCACGCCCUCCCCAUGGCGUUCCUGGACCGCUACAAGGGAAAGGUGGACUGUGACUACGCCAGGGCAGCGCUUGACCGUGCGGCCGUGCUCCUCUCCAUGAAGAGGGAGAUGGUGCGGCUCGACAACGUGUGGGGUGUGGGCGGAGGCCUCAGACCUGUCAAACACCUCGUCAAAGAGAUGAACCUGCUGUUGAAGGAAUACCUGGUGUCAGGAGAAGUGUCUGAGGCAGAGCACUGUCUGAGAGACCUCGAAGUUCCUCACUUCCACCACGAACUGGUCUAUGAGGCAGUGGUCAUGGUGCUGGAGUCCAAAGGGGACAAGGCCAUCCAGAUGAUGGUGAAGCUCCUCCAGUCCUUCUGGAAGUCAGGACUUAUUACUCUAGACCAGAUGAACCGGGGUUUCCAGCGUGUGUAUGAUGAGCUUCCAGAGAUCAACCUGGACGUCCCCCAUGCCCAUGGCAUCAUGGAGGCUCUGGUGGAUCUGAGUUACCAGGAAUCAGUCAUCACUAAACAGCUAAGAGACGCAUGUCCCUCCAGGGGGCGCAAGCGGUUUGUGAGCGAGGGAGACGGUGGACUGAUCAAGCAAUAGUGUGGAGGAGGAGGGGAGGCUACGGUGUGUCCAUCGCCCUCCCCUCUGCAGCCCUCCCCUCUGCAGCCCUCCCCUCUGCAGCCCUCCCCUCUGCAGCCCUCCCCUCUGCAGCCCUCCCCUCUGCAGCCCUCCCCUCUGCAGCCCUCCCCUCUGCCCCACGCAGCAACCCUGAGGCUGGUCUGCCUGGCAGGCUGACUCCCCUGCUCUACCCCCGACCCUCCGUCAUCAACACCUACACACACACUCACACAGCACCACACACACCGACGUUGACAUCGGGUGGAGGAGGAUCGAAGUGAGAGGCCCUGGCGUUCACCUACUCUAUUUUCAUUUUUUUUGUAUUAGGUCUUUUUUGUGAGAAUGUUUUCUUUCUGGGAUUGCCAUGCGUUCUCCUGCCUCAUUCUUCAGUUUGCCCCAUGAUGUCUGGAUUGGUCCUCCUGGUCAAGGCGUCUGAAGAAUGGGGGAAGGUGGGGGGAUUUUACAAUUAACAUGGAGUUUGGGUCAAUUGGAGUCUGAGGCUCAUGUCUGGUGAUGGGCAUGAGGGGUUAUGUGGUUUCAGUUGCUUUGCCAAACUGGUGUUUCGGUAAUUACAUUGUUUGCUUUGCAUGUGUAAUGCUCAAGAAAAACAACAUGCAAAACACUAGGAGAUCACAGCCUGCAACCUUUCCAACAAGCGCUUAGUUAUCGAAUGCUCUUUGGGAACGCUAUGGACCUCAGCUUUUAUUUUUUUUGACCAAAGCUUUAUUUGUAAGACAGUUCUCAGAAGUGUUCAAAUUGAUUCAACCAAUUGUUCCUGUUCUGUAUUUCUUUGUCAGCCCAAUGUCCUGGCUUAUUUUGGUUAGACAGGGCAUAGUUCACUGUUCAGAUCAAAGCUGUGGUCAAAACAAAAGCCUGUUUGUACCUAGUUGGUUAUCCAAGGGCCCACCUUCUGAGGACAGACUUGGAAGAUCAACGUAGGCCUCAAACACUCAGGAUGGACAAGGCCUUAUGCAUACUUUUCUGGAGGAUUUAGAUUACCCAAACUGGAGUACUUAUCAGGUUUUUGUUGUAUUUGUGCUAGAUUCUUUGACCCACUUCCACAGUGGAAUGUAUACCCCUAUAUCAUAGAGACUUCUUCUUUGUUCCCAGACUAAACCAAACCAGGUGCUGGACUAGAGAAAUAUGAAUGAAGGUUUUCAAUUUUAUGUGGUCUUGAGUCCAGGACUUAAUGUGGUCAAAUCUGGCUCUUGUCUUUUCACUGACCCUGGUGUCUCUGGCUGAGGGUAUGCUCUUUAGUGUUUUAACCUUUUCUAAAUGCUGUUCCUUCCAUCCCUUUGUGCAUGGUUGUAAGCAUGUGUGUCCUAUGAAUCCUAUGAAUGUCAGAUCAGGGAGUCAACCUAGGGGGGAAAAGGAUGUAAGGAUACAUUUUGAGAUGAUUCACACGAGAGCCGGAGUUCUUUGUCUGUUUGCUGACCAAUGUGUAACCUUCGGAAUCACAAUGUGAGGAAUAUGGAAAUGGGGUUUACAUCUUUUCAUUGAAUUAAAAACAAGCUAGCAUCAACAAAA
Molecule: messenger RNA, 3268 nt
Organism: Osmerus eperlanus (European smelt)
Lineage: Eukaryota; Metazoa; Chordata; Actinopteri; Osmeriformes; Osmeridae
Gene: pdcd4a
Product: programmed cell death 4a
Exons: 12
Coding region: 311-1723 (470 amino acids)
Biological process (GO): negative regulation of DNA-templated transcription
Cellular component (GO): nucleus; cytosol
Source: RefSeq, a predicted model, not a curated record